Messenger RNA from Loxodonta africana (African savanna elephant), 2295 nucleotides. RefSeq names its product guanylate-binding protein 2. The record is from RefSeq and is a predicted model, not a curated record. Lineage: Eukaryota; Metazoa; Chordata; Mammalia; Proboscidea; Elephantidae. The coding region runs from base 285 to 2057 and encodes 590 amino acids. Gene Ontology annotation, biological process: defense response to protozoan; defense response to Gram-positive bacterium. Gene Ontology annotation, molecular function: GTP binding; GTPase activity. The transcript has 12 exons.
UCUUUGCAGAGCUGGCUCUUUUGUGUCUAUUUUUAGUCAUCUGAGCUCAGAAGAAAAUCUGGAAAGCCCUGGGACAUUGGAAGAGUAAGAUAAAAGCCCAAGUUUCCAGUGAAAGAGAAAAGUGACAGAAAACCACUGCAGCUAAACUCAGAAGAAAGGGAAAGAAGGAAAGCACACUUAGGACUUUCUCAUUAAGGCAGCUUGAUUUCCAGUUCUAAAGAAUCUCUUCUCCAGGAGAAGGUCUUUUCUCCCUCAGAGCCACUGACAAAGGUAACACCGUGGACAUGGCCUCAGAGAUCCACAUGCCAGGCCCAGUGUGCCUCAUUGAGAACAUUAAUGGGAAACUGACGGCUGAUCAGGAAGCUUUGAAGAUCCUGUCUGCAGUUACGCAGCCCGUUGUGGUGGUGGCUAUUGUGGGCCUCUACCGCACAGGUAAAUCCUACCUGAUGAACAAGCUGGCUGGGAAGAAAAAAGGCUUCUCCCUGGGCUCCACAGUGCAGUCUCACACCAAGGGAGUUUGGAUGUGGUGUGUGCCUCAUCCCAGUAUGCCAAACCAUACCCUAGUUCUGCUUGACACUGAGGGCCUGGGAGAUGUAGAGAAGGGAGACAAUCAAAAUGACUCCUGGAUCUUUGCUUUGGCGAUACUACUGAGCAGCACCUUUGUGUACAAUAGCAUGGGAACCAUCAACCAGCAGGCCAUGGACCAACUGCACUAUGUGACUGAGCUGACAGAUCGAAUCAGAGCAAAAUCCUCACCUGAAAAUAGUGAGGUUGAUGACUCAGCUGACUUUGUGAGCUUCUUUCCAGCCUUCGUGUGGACUCUGAGAGAUUUCUCCCUGGAGCUGGAAGCAAAUGGACAACCUAUCACUGCUGAUGAGUACCUGGAGCUUUCACUGAAGCUAAAAAAAGGUACUGAUCAAAAAACCCAAAGCUUUAAUUAUCCUCGAUUAUGCAUCCGAAAGUUCUUCCCCAAGACGAAGUGCUUCAUCUUUGACCGGCCUGCUCAGAGGAAGUACCUUAUUAAACUCGAGCAGCUCCAGGAGGGAGAGCUGAACCCUGAGUUUGUAGAACAAGUUAUGGAGUUCUGUUCCUACAUCUUCAGCCAUUCCAAGCCCAAGACUCUUUCAGGCAACAUCAUAGUCAAUGGACCUCGCCUGGAGAGCUUGGUGCUGACCUAUGUCAAUGCCAUCAGCAGCGGGGAUCUGCCCUGCAUGGAGAAUGCAGUCCUGGCCUUGGCCCAGAUAGAGAACUCAGCUGCAGUGCAAAAGGCCAUUGCCCACUAUGAUCAGCAGAUGGGCCAGAAGGUGCAGCUGCCCACAGAAACCCUCCAGGAGCUGCUGGACCUGCACAGGGCCAGUGAGAGAGAGGCCAUCGAGAUCUUCAUCAAGAGCUCCUUCAAGGAUGUGGACCAAAAAUUUCAGAAGGAUUUAGGGGACCAGUUACAAGCCAAGCGUGAUGAUUACUGUAAACAGAAUGUAAAAGCAUCCACAGAUUAUUGUGAGGCUUUACUUCGGGACAUAUUUGGUCCUCUAGAAGAAGAUGUGAAGCAGGGGAUAUUUUCUAAGCCAGGAGGGUAUCGUCUCUUUAUUCAGAAGAAACAGGAGCUGAAGAACAAGUACAACCAGGUGCCCAGAAAGGGGAUAGAGGCAGAAGAGACAAUGAGGAAGUACUUGGAAUCCAAAGAGGAUGUGGCUGAUGCACUUUUAAGGACUGAUCAGUCACUGACUGAAAAGGAAAAAGAAAUUGAAGUGGAACGUAUAAAGGCUGAAUCUGCAGAGGCUGCAAACAAAAUGCUGGAAGAAAUGCAAAAGAAGAAUGAACAGAUGAUGGAACAGAAAGAAAAGAGCUAUCAGGAACAUGUGAGACAACUGACUGAGAAGAUGGAGAGGGACAGGGCCCAGCUACUGGAAGAGCAAGAGAGAACUAUAGCUCUGAAACUUCAGGAACAGCAACGACUUCUCGAGGAAGGAUUUGCGAAGGAGAGCAAGAAACUUCAAAACGAAAUCGAGUCUAUCCAGAGACGCAGUCAGAGGGGCUCGCAGUGUAUCAUACUCUAAAAAUCUAAAGAACAGAGUUUCCUUCUCUAGUUCCUUCUCCCCACAGCAUAAGUCAAAUGAGCAACUUCAGAUCAGACAAUUGACACUAAACUUGAAGUAAUCAUGCUUGUACUUUUCUUUUUCUCAGCGCUCGCCCAGUUGAUACCCCAGGCUCCCCAUUUCCGUUCACCCAGCUUUCCUGCCCCUUCCUGCCUUCUGAACUUGUUUUUUGAAUAAAUGCUACCCUUUCAGUUUCAUA